AUGGACAAACCUAAUGGUCGAGCAAGCCAAACCACAAACACGAAACAAGAAAACACGCGACUUUACAGUGUGGCGGUAAAGAGCCUCUAUGGUGAAAAGCAUGGUUUCCAAAAACGUGGUUUGGCGAACUCGAAAAAAACCGUGACAAGACGCCACGCAAUGGCGUGUCCAAACGAUGGCAAUAAUAAUAAUAGGAAAGAUAAAAUGCAAAAUACUUACGAGUCUAGGUGCAACGCAAACAAACGGAAAAAUAAAAUCGGUUGUUCAGGCUCGCUGCGCAGGAAAAACGUGGAAGCGGUCUGUAAAACGUGGAACGAAUGCCGGGCGGUGAAAAGGUGCGUGUCUGCGAAAGAGCCAAAACGAAAUAACGGCCGCGGACUGCGAAGCGCUGAGUACCGUUGGUGCGUUGACGGAUUCAGAUCGGAAAUAGGCGGGCGGGUGCGGGCGGUACGUCGACGCGAUUCGCCGGCACCGGGCGCGCACGAUCGCCACCGGUGUGCACGGACUCACAGGCCGGAUCAUGGAAAAGAAACCGUCAAAAGUUGUAAAGUGCAGCGGCAGUGGCGGUAA
This is a messenger RNA of Macrosiphum euphorbiae (potato aphid), 570 nucleotides long. The record is from the annotation of a GenBank genome assembly. NCBI's taxonomy places the organism in Eukaryota, Metazoa, Arthropoda, Insecta, Hemiptera, Aphididae.